UGGUGAUUCAAGCCUCCUACAACAACAGUGGUGAUUCAAGCCUCUUACAACACCAGUGGUGAUUCAAGCCUCUUACAACACCAGUGGUGAUUCAAGCCUCCUACAACACCAGUGGUGAUUCAAGCCUCUUACAACACCAGUGUGAUUCAAGCCUCCUAUACCACCAGUGGUGAUUCAAGCCGCGGGGGCGUUGACCCCCGAAGCCGUCUCCAGCCAGCAAGUGGGAAGAGUGUUGGGUGAGGAGGGUGACCUGAGAGGGUACGUUUGGUUGUGCUACCCGCCAUGACGGAUCCCACAAUACCAGCAAACGACGCCUCGCCCAGGCUUCACUCCCCACGUCCCCCGUCCGUCAGGACCAUCUGUGUGGAGAGUGCCCAGUGUGAUGGCCACUUCCCGGAGCAACGUCGUUCGCUCUCCCUCCUCUCAGCUUCCGAUCUCGCUAAAAUCCACCAUAAAGAUAUUGGGAACUGUGGUGGGAUGUGCCAGAGUUAUGAGGCAACAGGAGAGGUUGUAAAAGACUUGAGUGGACGAGUGAUUGAGGUUGCAAAUGUCUCAACUUCCGACCACCAAGCUGCUUCUACCAUGGGUUCACCCUCACCACAAUCCUCAACUACAGAUUUAGAUAUAACAAGUGACCGAGGAACCAUGAAGGUCUGGCCACAGGUGCUGGUGUGCUUGGUGGCCUCUCUGGGACAUCUCAUCUUAGGCACUGUCCUUGCCUACCCUGCCAUCGCCCUACCGCCCCUCACCACUUAUCGAAAUUGCACCCCCUUUGUCACCCAAGACGAAGUAAAUGUAACAUCACCUUCCUGGAUAACCAGUGAACUGACUCCAGAUAUGUUCAUUACGGAAAUAAGUUGGGCAGCAACUGGAACUGAGUCGUCAGCGAACUUCGCAGACAGAUUCAGAGAGCUGCCGUCAACAGAAGAGGAUACGACAACACCAGACUAUGAAGAUCUGUGUCCUUCCACAGCCAUACCUACUUUAUACACCCCCUUCCCUUCCAUAUACCUGCAGCCGAAAUAUGCUGUAUGGUUCGCAUCUCUACACGCAUUGGGGGCAUUGCUGGGGUCGCUGGUGUGUGGCUCACUCAUGGCUAGUGUGGGACAGCGUCGAGCUGUAUUAAUUACUACCCCUGUCGUCUUAGUCACCUGGCUCGCUACCUGGGCAGCUUUUUCAGUCUACCUCCUGCUGGUCACCAGGAUAGUGUUAGGUGUAUGUAUCGGAAUCUUGGGGACGAGCGUACAGGUAUACAUAGUAGAGACGUCCCACAAGAGUGUGCGAGGUUCCCUCACCUGUGUAACCGAUAUCUACGUGAGUCUGGGCAUUCUCCUCGCCUACGCCUUGGGCGCCUUGGAUGUUGGGUGGCGCUGGUCAGCUUUCAUCUUAGGUGUGAUCACCACAGUACCACUCGUCGUAGGAAUGGCCCUCUUCCCGGAUUCUCCUCGUUACCUAGCCUUAAGGGGACGCAAAGAGGACGCUCACAGAGCUCUCCAGUUCUUCCGAGGCCCCAACUGCAACGUUACUCAGGAACUCGAGAUGAUUAUGCAAGUGUGCAGCGACGUCAAAGAGUUGAGUAUUUGGGAGCAAUUCUCAACGCUGAAAUGCUCGGCAACACGCACUCCUUUCCUAACCACCUGUGGCGUGUACAUUUUAGGACAGAUGGCUGGGCCGUUCGUUGUUUAUAGUUACGCUGUGACUAUCUUCCAAGAGGCUAAUACAGGACUCAGCCCUUACAUCUCUGCAGUGAUGAUAGGCAUAGCGCGUUUGCUUGGGACAUGUGUGAGCCCUGUGGUAGUGGAGCGAGCAGGUCGCCGCCCCUCUCUCAUAGUGGGUGCCGUGGGCGUGACUCUAUCUCUCCUGGUCCUGGGUUCCUACUUCCAGGUGAAGGUCACCGACCCCAUCAGCGCCUUAUCCAUCAACUGGAUGCCUGUGAUAUGUCUCGUCAUCUACACUGUCAUCGUGGGUGCUACCGUUAGCCCUAUACCCUUCCUCCUCUCCAGCGAGCUCCUACCUAUUACCUUCAGGUCGGUGGGGUCAGCCACAUCAAAGGUCGUAUUCUUCACGGCUGGAUUAGUGGUCAUGUACUCCUUCUUAGGCCUACAGGCUGUCCUGGGCUUGGCUGUCCUCUUCUGGAGCUACGCUGUCUCCUCCUUCCUGUUGAUGCUGCUGGUCGCCUGGGUCGUGCCGGAGACCAAAGGAAAGACCCUGGAGGAGAUCGAAGAGUAUUAUAAUCUUAAGUCAAUGUAGAUGUGUUGGGAUAACAUAUUAUAAUUAUUGAGCAGCAGCAGCAGCAGCAAUAAUAGCAAUAAUAAUAAUCAUAUUUGAUACAAGUACAGCGAGAGUAGCUCCUGUUCCUUGGAUCAAGAGCUGUUCACCAGCAUGACAUCUCAUCCUGUCUUCUUGAAGGGUCAGGUUGUCUUGUGGUGAGAGCCAAGGUACAUUAUGCAAAUAUAUAUGUAAAUAUA
Molecule: messenger RNA, 2468 nt
Organism: Cherax quadricarinatus
Lineage: Eukaryota; Metazoa; Arthropoda; Malacostraca; Decapoda; Parastacidae
Product: probable metabolite transport protein CsbC
Biological process (GO): transmembrane transport
Cellular component (GO): membrane
Molecular function (GO): transmembrane transporter activity
Source: RefSeq, a predicted model, not a curated record